This is a messenger RNA of Dipodomys ordii (Ord's kangaroo rat), 3015 nucleotides long. It is a transcript of the gene Mphosph9, whose product is annotated as M-phase phosphoprotein 9. Gene Ontology annotation, cellular component: centriole. The record is from RefSeq and is a predicted model, not a curated record. NCBI's taxonomy places the organism in Eukaryota, Metazoa, Chordata, Mammalia, Rodentia, Heteromyidae. The transcript has 18 exons. Bases 1 to 2538 code for a protein of 845 amino acids.
AUGGAAGGCCUCCCCGGCGGACUGCGAACUCCAGGGGCAAUCACGGUCCCCGCAUGGUCCUGUCAGCGCCAGCCGUGGCACCGUCUGCGAAACGCCAAACUCAGUUACUGGAAACUGGAAGAGAAGGACAUGCAUUGCUCUUUGCCUGAAGCUUUGCAGAAGGCAUUUUCAUGUUCCUCUGCAGAGAGCUCUUCGGGCCAGUCUAAAAGUAGUAAUGAGAUGAAGCUACCAUCAUUGAAGGAUAUUUAUCAUAAAAAACAAAGGGAAAACAAUCAGUUACCUGAGAGGAAUCUCACUUCUGCUUCCAACCCAAAUCAUCCACCUGAGGUCCUGACUUUGGACCCAACAUUACACAUGAAGCCAGAUCAGCAGCUUUCCGGGACUCAGCCACCUGGCUUCUUGAAUGCUUGUGGGGACAGAAUAUCCUUUUCACCAGACUCUGUUCUGCAACCAAGUAUGUCUGGUCACUCUGACAUCGACUCAUUUUCACAAGCAAGUAAUGACACUUCUCAGUUAUCGGGAUUCCCAAAAUAUCCUUCAAGUACGAAAGCGUCACCAGUGGACUCUUGGAAAAAUAACGUGUUCCAGAGUGAAAGUAGAACCAGUUCCACAUUUCCUUCUUUAUAUACUGUCACUAGUAAUGAUAUCUCAGUCAACACUGUAGAUGAAGAAAACACUGUCGGUCAGUCCCAGCUUCCAAGUACAGCCAACAGUGUCCCAGAAUGCAUUUCCUUGACAUCUAUGGAAGAUCCUGUGGUGCUGUCUACGAUCAGGCAGAACCUAAAGGAAAAGCAUGCUCGACACAUAGCUGAUCUUCGAGCUUAUUAUGAAUCAGAAAUAAAUAGUUUGAAACAGAAGUUAGAGGCAAAAGAACUUUCUACAAUUGAAGAGUGGAAGAAGACCAAUCAAAUUCUUACAGACAGAUGUGGCCAGUUAGAUAGUGCUUUGAAUGAAGCUACCAGUCGUGUGAGAACACUUGAAAAUACGAAUAACUUACUAGAAACAGAACUGAGUGAUUUGAGAGAACGCUUCAGUGCAGCCAGUAGUGCCUCCAAAAUUUUGCAGGAGCGAAUUGAAGAAAUGAGAACCAGCAGUAAAGAAAAAGACAAUACGAUCUUUCGACUGAAAUCUAGACUGCAGGAUUUGGAAGCAGCAUUUGAGAAUGCUUACAAACUCUCAGAUGAUAAAGAAGCUAGACUGAAACAGGAAAAUAAGAUGUUUCAAGACCUCCUGGAAGAGUAUGAAUCCCUUGGAAAAGAGCAUGGCCAAGUAAAGGAUACCUUAAAUACAACUGAGAACAAAUUGCUUGAUGCAUACACUCAGAUUUCUGAUUUGAAAAGAAUGGUUUCAAAACUUGAAGCUCAAGUGAAGCAAGUAGAACAUGAAAAUAUGUUAAAUCUUCGUCAUAGUUCUAAAACUGCCAUGAGACCCUCACGUGCCAAUAGCAUGCUAGCUACCUCGGAUGUCAGCAGGCGGAAGUGGCUGAUACCUGGUGCAGAAUAUUCCAUCUUUACCGGUCAGCCUCUAGACAUCCAAGACAGGAAGGUGGAUAACCAGCUGGAGGAACCCCAUGUUCCUGGGUACCAUUCUCCUCCGGAAAAGGAUUCUUCAUCCGGAAGUUCAUCAACAAGCUUAUUGGUUAAAAAACAAAAAGAAACGUCAGACACGCCAAUUAUGAAAGCUUUGAAAGAACUCAAUGAAGAAAGAAUAUUAAAAAAUUGGGGGACACAGACAGAGAAAGAGGACACCUCAGAAUUAGUGAAUUCUCGGCAUACUGAGUCUUCAGCAAGUCGUUCACCAGAGAAAUGUGCCCAACACAGACAAAAGAGACAGAGUUCUACUUCGCAGAGAUCAUCGUCUUUACCACCUUCCAAUCGUAAAUCCAGCACUCCAACCAAAAGAGAGAUUAUGUUAACACCAGUGACUGUGGCAUAUAGUCCAAAGAGAUCCCCUAAAGAAAACUUGUCCCAUGGAUUUAAUCAUCUGCUUAGCAAAAAUGAAAGUAAUCCAAUUCGAUUUGAUAUACUUUUGGAUGAUUUAGAUACUGUUCCUGUGUCCACAUUACAACGAACCAAUCCAAGAAAACAGCUCCAGUUUCUUCCUCUACAUGACUCAGAAGAAAAAAACUAUUCAGAAAAACCUACCGAUGACUAUGCCAGUCAUAGCUCUAGCCCUGAACCCUUGCCAAACGGAGUGAAGACAGUGUCUGUGAGACCAGCCUGGGAGAAGACUAAGUCAGUUAGCUAUGAGCAGUGUAAGCCUGUUUCAGUAACACCACAGGGUAAUGAUUUUGAAUAUACAGCAAAAAUUAGGACCCUAGCUGAAACGGAGCGAUUUUUUGAUGAACUUACAAAAGAAAAGGACCAGAUUGAGGCAGCACUGAGUCGAAUGCCUUCUCCUGGAGGAAGAAUCACUUUACAGACAAGAAUGAAUCAGGAAGCGUUGGAGGAUCGUUUGGAAAAGAUCAAUCGAGAACUGGGUUCAGUUCGCAUGACGCUAAAGAAGUUCCAUGUCUUGCGCACGUCUGCAAAUCUUUGAGAUUUGUAGCCAUUAAAUUUGAGCCAUUUUUGUUUGCACUAAUGUAUGUAUAAUUAUGCACUCAGAAAAGGCAAGCUAUUUUGUACUGGUUUAUAAGCCUUCAAAUAGUAGUUUUACAAUCAUGCUAUUCUUAACACUUGCUAUUUUAUACUUCAGACAGCCACAUAUUUUCAAGAUAUUUUUGUUAUGCUCAGGAAUCUCUUGUAUAUUUUACUAUUUAAAAAGCAUUAUUUUUAAAUAGUAUAUGUCUUCAAUUUAUAACAAGAAUAAGGAAAUAUACAUAGGGGAAGCAACUUGUUUCUAAAGAAAUAGUGUUAACCUUUUAUGAUGAACUUUUGCACACCAAUUUUAUACAGUUGUUCUACAUUAUAAAUACAUUUUAAAAAACAAAUGCCUAACAGUUUCCAUAGUGAUAGACGAAUACAUGUUGAAUAUUAAAAAUAUAGCAUAUAUUGGCUUUCAGUUAUGUAGGUUUUU